Molecule: messenger RNA, 1448 nt
Organism: Chelonoidis abingdonii (Abingdon island giant tortoise)
Lineage: Eukaryota; Metazoa; Chordata; Testudines; Testudinidae
Source: RefSeq, a predicted model, not a curated record
CUAUGAUGCAUUCAUGCGUAUACACAGAGAUAAUGAUUAAUCUUAUUUUAUUUUGCAGAUGCUUCAGAAAGUUGUUUGCUCGCCCCCAGUUCUGUCAACCAGCUCCUCAAGUGGAGAAUCACCUAUUAUUGAACUAAUUUUUUGAACUAAUUAUUCUCCACAUGGCCUUCCUCCUGGUGUCAGCUUAUCUUUUGCUGACUCACACUCAGGGUGCUCCUGUUGAGAAUGAGGCACUGCUGGAGACGCUGAAGUCGCAAGUAGGAUUUUUCAGUAAUAAAAGUGAACACUAUUCUGCACAGGUGAGACCUCCUGGCACAAACCGACGAAUACCUCAGACAAUCAUUAUAGGAGUUCGCAAAGGAGGGACCAGGGCCUUAUUGGAAAUGUUGGAUAUUCAUCCUAAUAUUGUGGUAGCAACUACAGAAGUCCACUUCUUUGACUGGGAUGAAAAUUAUGUUAAAGGAAUAGACUGGUAUAGGCGUCUGAUGCCAUUUUCGUAUGAAAAUCAAAUUACUAUUGAGAAAACCCCAGGCUAUUUUACCUCACCACAGGCUCCAGAAAGAAUUCAUGACAUGAAUAGCUCUAUUAAACUGCUGCUCAUUCUAAGAGACCCCACUGAGAGAGUAAUAUCUGAUUAUACCCAAGUAUAUUACAACAGACUAGAAAGUCACAAGCGUGUUCAGCCCUUUGAAGAAAUUGUUAUUAAAAACGGAGCACUUAAUACCAAAUACAAAGCUAUUCAGAGAAGUCUCUAUGAUAUCCAUAUGGAAAAGUGGCUUAAGCAUUUCAACUUAGAUCAGAUUCACAUAGUGGAUGGCAAUACUUUAAUCAAAGACCCUCUUCCUGAGUUACAAAAAGUGGAAACAUUUCUUAAUCUUCCUUCUAGAAUUAUGUCUUCAAAUUUUUAUUUUAACCAAACCAAGGGAUUCUAUUGCAUUAGAAGUGAUGGAAGAGAGAGAUGUUUACAUGAAUCCAAAGGCCGUCCCCACCCUGUUGUCAACAACACUGUUUUAGAGCAACUUUACUCCUACUUCAGAGAGCACAAUGCAAAAUUUUACAGAAUGGUUAAUCAUUCGUUUGACUGGCAUUAAUACAUUUGGAAUAAAUGUUUCUUAAAAUGUCCUGAAAUAAACUAUUUUCAAAGUUACCUUUGUAAGCAAUCUGAGAUAGCUCAGACUGAAAACUUCAGAAGUUGUUAUAUUGAAAACAAAGCCUUCAUUGGAGAUAGUUAUCCAUUAGCAGUACCCUUUAAACAUGGGAGAAAUAAGUUUGCUAUAUUUGUAUAUAACUACUGUGGGCCAGAAUUUGAUUUCAGUUUCACUGCUGCAAAUCCAUUAAUUUCAGUGGAGAAACUUCAGAUUUAUACCUGUAUGACUGAGAUCAGAGUUGUAAAAGCAGCAAAGAGUCCUGUGGCACCUUGUAGACUAACAGACAUUUUGGAGCAUGAG